This is a messenger RNA of Arabidopsis lyrata subsp. lyrata, 1578 nucleotides long. Its product is annotated as putative F-box protein At1g70960. The record is from RefSeq and is a predicted model, not a curated record. Gene Ontology annotation, molecular function: protein binding. Lineage: Eukaryota; Viridiplantae; Streptophyta; Magnoliopsida; Brassicales; Brassicaceae.
UGAUGAAAAGGAAUAUGUCACUUUCAUGCAUGGUAUCCAAUAAUCUCUAUGCUAAUUGGCCAGUAAUUUUAGUAAGUCUUUUACGUGUGGAACCAAAGUUUCUCCUUUUGUUUUUUAGAUGUAAGCAUGAAACUAAAUAAAAUAAAACUUAAAGUGAAGAUUAUUAACGCGUUACACAACUCAACAAGUUAAAUUAAAGUCACCAACUCACAACAAACUCUUGAGAUUUGCUAUAAAUAUAUCACAUAUGUGCUUUUGUCUCCAACGACACAAAAAAAUAUCAUUAGAGAAGAAGAAAAAAAUGGUGAAAACAAGUUUCGAAACACUUCCUUUAGAUAUGCAAAUGGAGAUUCUGUCACGAUUGCCUCUGAAAUCCUUAAUGGGAUGCAUGUGCGUCUCAAAGAAAUGGGCAUCUAUCAUCCGUUCGAAAGCAUUCAGAGAUCAUUACUUGAGCCGGUCGAUGACAAGGCCUCGAGUGUUGUUCGUCGCCAAUCAUAGAGAAUUCCACAAAUUCACAUCCGAAGCGUUCUUUUACUCUGUUUAUCAAGAAGAGGAACCAUUGUGGUUGUCUGGUAAACAGCAGAUGCGUAGCGAAGAAGUACCACUUCUUAAAGUUUCUCAACCCAUCCUUGGUCUGAUCUGUCAACAAGGAAAUACUAAGAUUGUUAUAUGCAAUCCGGGUUCGAAAAAUUGUCGGACUUUACCGCAGAUCAAAGUGCCUAAAGGAGCAUCCAUGACAAGUUUUUUCGGAUACGAUAAAGAUAAGGAUGUAUUCAAGGUGUUAUGUAUAACAAAAGCAACUAAGGAAUAUCAGGUAUGUACGGUGAGAUCGGAUGAAGAAUCUUCUUUUUGGAGACCGAUCAGAUAUGAGCAUGACCAUGCACCAGUUACUGAAGGACUAUUUAAAGGAGGAGUUUUGUACUAUGGAGCUCUGUCCACUAGUGACAAAUCUGUGGUCAUGAGCUUCAACGUGAGUUCUGAAGAGUUUAGUGUCAUUGAAUUGCCUAACGAAGUCAAAAUUGAUCAUCAUUGGACAUUGGUGAAUUACAAAGGGGAUAUUGCCUUAGUGAACAACUCUGACUAUAAAUUGAAUCGCAAUGGAGUUUUUAUAGUUUUGGUUAGGAAGGACGUUGCUGGAAAUUGGGAGGAGAGGAUUGAGAUUCCUCAUUGGACAAAAACGGUUGAUAAUAAGAAGUUUUAUUUUAAAGGUACCAUUGGAACAGGAGAACUUGCUUUCGCACCAGAGAGAGGUACUUGGUUCGGGGGACCACUCUUUGUGUUGUAUUACGAUGAAGCCUCAACGAACCUCAGAAGCUUUGAGAUCAAAGGAAUGGUUCCUCAAAAUCAUUCUGUUCGAACCUUCUUGGAUCAUGUUGAUAGUACUUGGCUUAUGUAGUUAUGUGAAGAAUACAAGUUGGUCCAAUGAUUAUCAGAAACUCUCGUUGGUUUUUCGGUCUCUCAAGUCUUGUUGGGAUUGUUAGUUUUCAUUUCUAUUGUUGGUUUCCAUUUCGUUAAUCUUUAUUUAUACUAAAUAAUAAUGUUGUCUCUGAUCAAAUAGUACUGGUCUUAUCGGGAGUG